AUGCCCAGCCCAGGGUCUGGUCGACGCAAACAACGCAAUGCGGGACGUUCAUGUCUGGAUCGAGUCAAUAAAAAAAAACAAUGCAUCGUCACCAUCCGAAACAGAGAUGCCUUAUGCUGUGCCCGCGCUAUUGUCACCAUGCGUGCCCAUUGCCAUAAAGAUCAAGGUGUGGACGGGUUUCGCGACUGGGACAAUCUCAAACGUGGUCGUCCUGUGCAACAACGUCAAGCCCAGGCUCUACAUCAGCAAGCGGGAGUCGCUGAGGGUCCCUGUGGUUCACCCGAGCUUCGCCAGUUUCAACAAGCGUUGGGGUCUCAAUACCAACUUUUGGUGAUGACCCGGAUGAAACCGUUUUUUCUGAUCUUCAAAGGCCCCGACGCCCCUCAUCAGAUUCGUUUACUUAAAUCCAAUGAUCAUUUUGAUGGCUGUACGUCCUUUCCCGCGUUUGUCAACCGCUCCUAUUAUUGUCUGGACUGUGAACGGGGGUUCAACACCAACGAUCGGACCCAUCACACUUGUCAAGGGAGACACUGCUGCGCUUGCGGGCGCUUUGAUUGUCCAGAUUAUGUGCGGGGCACCCGCCCCACUGAGUAUUGCAGUCUGUGUCACCGCAAGUUUUACGGUGGUCAAUGCAAACGUUAUCAUGAAGUCAGCAAGCAAUGUCAAUCCAUCAAAAGCUGUCUCAAGUGUCAAGCCCAGUACACGGUCGUCCCUAACAGACGUCACCAGUGCGGGUACGCCAAAUGUCUCUUAUGUCGGGAAUGGGUGCCCAUCCAGGACCACAAAUGUUACAUUCAACCCGUAAAAGAGAAUGAGGAGACUGAACCAACAGAGGAGGGGGGAGGUAGCAUGGUGGCGCCACCCCCUCCCCUGUUUGUUUACGCCGAUUUUGAAGCCAUGCAGAAUGCGGAAGGC
Porites lobata is the source of this 915-nucleotide messenger RNA. Lineage: Eukaryota; Metazoa; Cnidaria; Anthozoa; Scleractinia; Poritidae. The record is from the annotation of a GenBank genome assembly.